Umbelopsis ramanniana AG is the source of this 1817-nucleotide messenger RNA. RefSeq lists its product as uncharacterized. NCBI's taxonomy places the organism in Eukaryota, Fungi, Mucoromycota, Umbelopsidomycetes, Umbelopsidales, Umbelopsidaceae. Gene Ontology annotation, biological process: DNA-templated transcription. The transcript has a single exon. The record is from RefSeq and is a predicted model, not a curated record. Bases 175 to 1470 code for a protein of 431 amino acids. Gene Ontology annotation, molecular function: DNA binding; zinc ion binding.
UGAAAACAAUACUGUAGAUAAUAAUCAUUCUCUGAGCUCGUCUAUGUUGAGCAUGCAGGUUAGAAUUGGUCAACUGCGCCUACGUUUCGCGUCCCCAUGUCUAAACCAUUGCAAUCUCAUUAGGAGCUAGUCAACCUUGCUGGAUGGACGCUUGUAGAGAGAGAAGAUGGUGUAAUGACUUUAAACACCAACAUUAGGUUGCUGGACGAUUUAAGAGCCACUUUAUUGAAAUUACUAGGAGCCAUGUACGGGAGAGCUGGACUUCCUUUACGACCUGGUCCUGGAAAACCCGAUAUCUCGCAAUUUCAAACACCGUUUAACUAUGCUACUAACCGUCAAGCCGCAUAUCAAAACAUGAUCGUAUUUGAAAAAUUGAAUCGAUACCAAGACAACAGUCAUUCGUACCAGACCAUGCAAUUCGAGACGCCCAUUAUCAUCAAUGAAGUAGCGCUCGAGGAAGCCGUCGUCAAAUAUGCCGAUUGUGGAUUUCCGGUGUUCGUCACACCUACAAGAUGGCCAGACCGCUAUCCGUUCUGCACCUCAGAAUUCAGCCAAAGUACCCAUGCAACCAUAUACUGUACCACCAAUAUUCAUGGGUCUAGGUUCCAUCGACAUAGGGAUGUAGAAGUGGAACAGCUUGUCGAUCUGGCCUUUCCCAUCGUGCAUGACACUGACCUUGGAAACUUAAGUGUGGAGCUAAUAUGGAAAUUAUUCUAUCAGGUUACCUAUGAUCUAGACUACGGUUCCAUCGAAAAGGCAUAUCUCAAUAUCGGCAUUAUGGUGCGCGCCUGCUUUGCUCUGGAUCUACAUGUACCAGCUGGAUAUAGUGAAUGCAAGGAUAAUUUUGCCAUAGAACAGGCCAAAAGACUGUUUUGGUGUACCUGGCUAUUUGACUCUCUGGUUCCACAAUUCUUCGGCCUUUCUGCUCUUAUGAACCCCGAAGACAUCAAAGUUGACCUGCCUUGCAUCAUUGAAGGAAUGAACCAUUACGAAAUUGAAAGAACAGAGUACGUUCGUUAUAUGAUCAAGGCAAGGAUGAUCAGCCGGCAAAUCUAUCAGGCUAAAGCAACCUUAAGCAGCCAGGAGGAGGCACACGUUAUGCCUAAAGUGACAAGCCUAGAACAAGUUCUAAGAACCUUCCACGACGGCCUGCCCGCUUGGAUUAAACAAGAAGAGACCGGCUCUCCUAUAGCCGAGACCACCUGGAGAAGGCGAAUUCGCUUUUGCACCCUCAUUGAAAAUUGUACAAACUGGAUCUCUCUUUAUCGACAGUUUUUACCUCCCAUGGGAGAAUUGCGCAACUUGACCCAUUUGGAAAAAUUGGCACUCAGCCGGUGUACUGAAUCAGCCAACACUUUACAAACACUCUUUAUAGCUUGGCUUGCUCCCACCUUUCAAGAAACGGACUGCAUGUUUCGACCCUACUUGUAUCAUUAUAUGGCCACUAUCGAUACCUAUAAGGUAAGCUAACACAUAGCAUGGUGUUUCCUCCAUCCAUCACAUACUCAUAACAGUUGUUGCUUUUUAAAAUCCACAGUAUCUAGCUAUUUCGCCAUAUAUUGGUCAUCAACACCAACACUUCGCCCGACAGUCUUUAGUAUGCCUAUUAGAUCUCUACCGACAAACUCCAUUAUACCUAGCUCGCAAACGGAGCAAGUUGGAAGAGGACCUGGUCAAAUUUUUGAACAGCAUUUCCGUUUUUACCACAGUAUAAUUAUAACUAGGCUGAGCCAGUGAAAACUUACCAAUUAUGUACAUGAUACCCCCCCUCGAUUUGAUAUCCACCACCCACAGCAUAGACGUAGAUGAAAAUCAGA